Zootermopsis nevadensis is the source of this 6805-nucleotide messenger RNA. NCBI's taxonomy places the organism in Eukaryota, Metazoa, Arthropoda, Insecta, Blattodea, Termopsidae. The record is from RefSeq and is a predicted model, not a curated record.
GGCGUUUCCUUUGUGUAGUGGCCUAUACAUUCAAGAUGGGCAGCAAUAGAAAGGAACACAGUAUAUAUAUCAGCGGGCUACGGUUUAUGUUGGGCUUACUUCUGAUUGGACAGUAGAGUGAAAGAGCUGAUCUAAUAUUGGCCCGAUAUUUGCAACAGUGUAUUUUUUUUAAAGAGAAUAGAGAUUAGCUUGCUGAUGGGAUACGAAUGCUGCAUCUACAAACUGUAAUUACUAUAAUCAUAAUCAUAGACAAUGGAAAGUUUGUGUGAAAAUCAGAAUUCUCAGAGCUCUGACAUAAUGUCAGAGAUAAAAGCACUGGCACAGGAAGAUAAUGCAAAUGCUUCAAAAAAAGAGGGCCUUGGACAAGGUGAUAACUUCUGUAAUGAAAUCCUUGAUCAGAAUACACUGAAGGAGAACUCAAAGGAAACGUCUGGGGAGGUUGGUUACGAAGCUAAUAACUCAAUUGGUGAUGGGGCAUCAGCUGUAGAGGCAGAGAGCAAAAGAGAUGGGGAAAAAGAAACUGCAAUUUUGGAUGUGGCAGUGGAAAAGGGUAUUUUGAAUGAAGAGAACACAGAUCUGACUGAAAACAAAUCUUUAGAAGAUACAGAGAAGGGAGAUCGAGAUUCAGAUGUGAGAAAAUCUGGUGACAGCCAGGAUGAAAAGAAUGAUGAGCCAUCAAAUACAGUGGAAGAAUUGCAGGAUGUGGAGAACUUUAGUAUCAGUAAUGAUGACCAAGAAUCUCAAGCAGCAGAUAUUAUUGCAGAUCAAGACUUGCAAGAUGAGCAUGUCAGCUUGAAUGAAGCAACAAACAUGGAUGUAGAGGAGACAGGUAGCAUUACUACUAAUGCUGAGCAGGAAGCCUGUAAGGAAGAUGAGAAAAUGAAUUUGGAUGGUAAGGACAAGGAAGUAUCUAUCUCUGAAAUGCCAGACAAGGUCACAGAGGGUGACUUAGAAGAACAUUUAAGUCAAGAUGAUGAAGUGUGUAUGAAUCCAAGUGAAUCAAAUGCUAAUCCAAUGGCAGAGGAAGAGUCCAGCAUGAAUGUUAGUGAAGAGGCAGAGUGUGAACAGUCGAUGGAUGGGGAGGAUCAGGACAUGCAAAUGGAGAACACUGAGAAGGAUGGGGGUGAAACAAUGGAUGUUAGUAUGGCCAAUGUAGAUAUACAUGGUGGCGGUGAUGAGUCCAUGGAGGUUGCCAGCCCCAGUGAUCAAGAUCCGAUUGGUCUUAUGAAUGAUUUGGAGGUUAAUGAACAGAUGGAUGUUAAUGAGUCUUUGGAUGAGAGUGGAAAACCUGAGGAUGAAAUGGAAGACAGGAUGAAAAAUGAUGAAACAGGAGAUAAUUCAAAACAGAUGGUGGAAACAGAUGAGAGUACAAAGCAGGCUGAAUCAGAAGACAGUACUACAAACCAAAGUGAAGGAAAUGAAAGUGUUGCAAAGGAGAAAGAUAGUGAACAUGCAGAAGGAUCAGAUAAACCCGAAGGUAAAGAGAGCAUUGAUGACAAUGUUGAAAGCAAAGUUGAAGAAGCACCAUUUGAAAAGGAAAAGGUUGUUGGUGAAGCUGAAGAAAGUGGCUCUGGUGAAACUGCAGAUGAAGUGAAAGAAAAUCUUGAAACUGCCUUACCUGAUAAAGAUGAUACAGACACUACUGAAGGAGACAGUAAAGCCUUGAAUGAAGUGUGUGGCAAAGAUAAAGAUGAGGAAGAACUGUGUAUAAUACCUGAUACUGUGUUAAAAGUGGGGGGGAAGGAUGGUGAUAAAUCAGAUGAGAAGGAUUCACAAGAAAACAGUCAUACAAUUAGUGAAAAGUCAGCUGUUACAGAAGUUGCAGAGAAACCUAAGCCUACAAGAAAGAGCAGCAAUGCAGAGAAAAGAUCUGAGUCUUCAUACAUAGCUCCAGUUGAGCCUGUGGUAGAGUACAGACACUCAAGACCACAACGACAGGCAGCCAAGAGGGCUGAAACCCAAAUCAAGGAAUUAGCAGAAGAAGAUUCCAAUUCUAAUGAAGGGUUUGGAGAUGGACUACCCGAUGAUGUUAUUGAAGUUGAUGCAAGUACUCAGAUGUGCUUCCAGUGCUGUCGACUCCGUACCUGCAGAUUUCAAGUGUAUGUUGGUGGCAAAGGUAGAUACCUCUGUCAGGAAGAAUGUUACAAUGCAUUCCGUAAACAUGGUGGUCUCAAAUCAAGACUGGGUUUGAUGAUGAUUAAUGACAAAGGCAAACCAGGGAGCUUUGACCCAGACAGGUCAUUCAUAAGGAAGUGUUCACAGUGCAGUAGUGUGAUAACAGGGGAUGAGAAAAAUCUUUCAUGGGAAACAAUGGACUUCUGCAGUGAAGAGUGCUUAGGCAAGUACCAGACAGCAUUGGGCUCACAUUGUGCCAAUUGUAAAGGAUCUGUUCAGCCAGUGAGCCUAGGGAAGUACUGUGUUCGUUUUGGGUAUGACAUCAAGCAAUUCUGCUGCAGCACUUGUCUGGAGGAGUUCAAGAAGGGCCUAAAAGUAUGCAGCUACUGCCAAAAGGACAUCUCCAGUGGAGUAGAGGGCUUUCUUGCACCUGUUGGUGACAAGGGCCAAUUUAAGGAUUUCUGUACACAAGCAUGCAUGGAAAAGUAUGACCAGAUGAGCAAUAACCAACCCCCACCAGUAGUGAUGCAUCAGUGUGCAGUGUGUAACAACGAGAAGGUUGUGAAAGUAGAAGUUAUCUUGGACAACAAAUUGCACAAGCUCUGCAGUGAGCCAUGCUUUGCAGCUUUCAAAUUUGUUAACAAAGUCAAUGCUGAUCAUUGCGACAUGUGCAAGAAGUAUUUUGACAAAUCCAAAACUGAGAUUUAUUCUGUGUAUUAUGAUGAUGCCCCACACAGUUUCUGUUGCAAGACGUGCAUGAAUGUGUACAUACUGGCAAACAGGAAGAUUGUUCCCUGCAAUUGGUGCAAGGUGAAAAAGUACAACUUUGACAUGAUAAAGAGGGUGACAGCAAAUGGCCAGGUAUUGAUGAUGUGUUCAUUGAACUGCUUGACAUUAUAUCAGGUUUCAGUCAAUGCUGUUUCCUCAAAACGAAUCAAAUGUGACUUGUGUAAUUCAGUGGCCCAGGCACAGUACCAUCUCACGAUGUCUGAUGCAACAAUUCGUAACUUCUGCUCAUAUCAGUGUGUGAUGUCAUUCCAAGGGCAGUACUCCAAGAAUGCUCCCAUCUCGUUCUCUGGUAAUGAACCGGCUCCAAUACCAACAGGUGGGCCCAAACGAGUGUAUCCCAGACGAUCUGUUCCACUUACACAGAAUGAGAAUCAGUUGUCCACCAACAAGACAGCGGGUACUCCAUCUCUGCCUGUCAUCUCAAAUGUGACGUCACUUGCCACUCCUAACGGUCAACAGGUGCCCAGUCCAAAUAGUGCAGGUAUCACAACAAGAUCAUCCACAGUCAAGGUGAAUAAUAAUAAUAAUAACAAUAAUAUUGCAACACCACAAUCUGGGAAGACUACUCCUAUGAUGUACAAGCAGCAGGUCAUUGUGAAGCCGCCUUCCCCCAAACAAAUGAGGAACAAAUCAGUCUUGUGCAAGCCGUACAUGCACACCAAGGGAGUGUCCUGCCGACCCCAUCCUUGCACCAAGGAAACUCAAACAGAGGACACCAUGGGCAAGAAAGUGUUGAUUCCAGUGCCUGUGCCCAUCUACGUGCCAGCCCCCAUGCACAUGUACAGCAGCCCAUAUCCAGUGCCAGUACCAUUUCCACUGCCUGUGCCAGUACCAAUUUUUAUCCCCACCACAAGGAACUCUGCUCAUGGCAUCAUGAAAGAAAUCAAACGAAUUCAAGAGAAGAUACCAACAGACCCAUUUGAGGCGGAGUUGCUGAUGAUGGCCGAGAUGGUAGCUGGUGAGAAAAAGGGUGAUAACUCUGACUCUGACAGUGACGAUGGUGGAAAUGGUGCCGGCGAUGUUAGUGAGGUUCCAGGAGGAAGUUCUGCUGCUGAAGGAGGAUUUAGCCCAGAAGCCGUUGACACAAGCAACACCUUUGGAGAAGAUAUGCUGCAGAUGGCUCUCAAAAUGGCAUCAGAAUUAGAGGAGCCUGCAGUGGAUUUGGAGGCUGCCCUAACUCCGUCUACAAUCACAGCACAAUCACAGACUUCCAUGGAACAGAAUGAUGCAACAGAGUCUGAAGUAGAUGAUCCUGAGCCAGUCCAAGCAUUGCCAGAGACACGAGCCAAUCGAGGAAGGAAACGGGGUGUCCGAUCAACCAGAGGAGUUGGCAGUGUACCAAGUAAGCGAGGGAGGAGAAUCAGCAGCUCAGUUGAUAUUCCUCUGUUACCACCACCUGAGCCACAGCCACCUCCACGAGUUGAACAAGAGAAACCUGAUGCAAACAUGUGUCUCAAGUAUACAUUCGGCGUGAAUGCUUGGCGGCAGUGGGUGAUGGCAAAGAAUGCUGAGCUUGAGAAAGCUGCCUCCAACAACAGGAAACUUAAGUUGUUCAAACCUGAGAUUCUUCAGUUAACGGCAGAUGAACUCAACUACUCUCUCUGCCUAUUUGUCAAAGAAGUUAGGAAACCUAAUGGCAGUGAAUAUGCUCCAGAUACAAUUUAUUAUCUUUGUUUAGGCAUCCAGCAAUAUUUGUUUGAAAAUGGGAGAAUAGAUAAUAUCUUCACAGAUUCGUAUUAUGAUGUAUUUACGGAGUGUUUAGACGAAGUGGCCAAGAAGUUUACAGCCCUGUACAAUGACUCACAAUAUAUAGUUACAAGAGUAGAGGAGGAGCACCUCUGGGAGAGCAAGCAGCUUGGAGCACACUCCCCACAUGUACUGCUAAGCACACUCAUGUUUUUCAACACCAAGCAUUUUAACCUAACAACUGUUGAAGAACAUAUGCAGCUUUCCUUCUCACACAUCAUGAAACACUGGAAGAGAAAUCCAAAUCAGCCAGGUGUUACAAAAGUACCGGGCAGCUCUCGGAAUGUUCUUUUAAGAUUCUAUCCACCUCAGUCUGCACUUGAGGCCAAUGCAAGAAAAAAGAAGGUUUAUGAACAGCAGGAGAAUGAAGAGAACCCUCUGAGAUGCCCUGUCAAGUUAUAUGAGUUCUACCUAUCAAAAUGUCCAGAGAGCGUGAAGACACGGAAUGACGUGUUCUACUUGCUGCCAGAACGAUCAUGUGUACCAGAUAGUCCCGUAUGGUACUCAACAAUGGCACUGGGCAAGGAACCCCUCAUCAAAAUGCUGCACAGAGUCAAGAUGGUUAAAGAAAUAAAUAUUGCAUUACUCACAAGCUAAAUUUCACUGUCCCCCUUUCCUUCCCCAUUCCUUGGGCUUAGCAAGUGUCAUGUACAAGGGACCAAGAUGUGGUGACAAUGGCAAGUGCGGUAUUUAUAUAAGCAGUGCAGUGUCAGUGGAUCUGUUAAGCCCAUAAGUGACAAACCUUGAGGAUCUCAUGAUGCUGUUGACAGCAAUGCUACAGGUUCCAUGAAUGUGGACAGUGUGGUGGCAUUAUAAAAAGAGUAUUUGCUCCUCAUAGUAAGUGUACAAACUGUUGUCUGCACGGACACCUUUUUUUAUUGUUUACAUAUUUGAGAUCUUCAUAUUAAGUUCUUUUGUACAUAAUUUGCAAAAAAGCAUAAAAAGAGGCAUUUUAGAGUGACAUCCUUCUUCUGUGAACAUACUCUUAGGAGGAGAGAUGGUUGCACCUACAUGUCUGUUAAAAUAAUAGUCUGUUUUCAGAUUCCUGUUAUUGUAAAUAUGGUUAUGAAAUGUAGGUGUAUGAUUUUCAGCCAGUAUGCAGUCGGGUGCCAGUGACUUCAGUUGUGAAGAAAGUUAAACUUUCCUCAUAGGAAUAUGUUGUCAAGAUGUUUUGUAGUACCUUAUCACAGAAUCACAGUUUUGUGGUAGUCAUUGAAACUAAAUAUAUGAAAUAAGACACACUAAGGUUCUUAAGACUUUAAAAACUUCAGGCUUCCAGAUAUUUGGCAGUCAUACUUUUACUGUUAAUGAAUGAGUGAUGCUCUUACAUGAAUACUGUAUUUAUCCAGCUGUACAUGUUUUUCUAGUUUUAUUGCCAUUUAUAAAUAGGAGGGGACUGUCUUCUGUUUGCAAAUAACAGUUACAUAAAAAGCAAACUUGAUUCAACAGCUUUUGGGGAAAAGAGGCAUCUGGUAGCUGUGGUAUAUCUCAACAGUUGCAUUUUCAUGUAAUUUCCAAAUUCAAUAGUUUUACAGUAUCACUACUGUCUUAUGUGCACAUAAUUUACCCAGUUUUGUAUUUUUGGAGCCAGUACUGGCUGCAACAUCCAUUAAAGUAGUUGAUAUAUAUUACAAAUACCAAAAUGUCACAUCGUUUGCAGUGGUUGUUGAGAAUCGAUACAGUAUCACUGCCAAUAUUGAAGACGGUAAUGUUCUAUUUUUUUAAGUGGUAAUGGUAAUUGUGCCUAUCAAACUAAAGUUUAACAAAGUAUGUGAUGUGGUCAGAAGACCAUGUAGAAGCAAAAGGAGCUAGUGCUGCACAGAUUCAUUCAUUCUCACAAAUUGAAAAUUAUAAUUUUAAUGUAAUGAUCAUCAGAUACUCUGAAGUGACUAAUAAUUGUUGAGUUCUAUGAAAUUUCAAGGCCAGUGUGGGGUUAUGGAAGGAGAGGUGCAAAUUCCACUGGAAGAAAACUAUGUGGACUUAAAAAAGUUCAAGUAACAUCAGUUUGAUAAAUACGGUACUUCCUACAUACCACAGAUGCUGACAGAUUGUAAAUAUGACGACUGUUGUCCUAACAAGUAUCAAGUGCAUGGUUGCCUACUUUCAACUCUUCACUACUAUUUACUUUGCCCAAAAUAAAUUUUUGUUUUACCAA